GAGUGCUUAAAUAAAAGGGUUGGCUGUUUAAUGUGGACGCCUGGAGGAGAUGUGUGAUGUAAACGCAUUCGUAUUUUUUCACUUGCAGAACAUUAAUUGCUCUCAAACAGAAAAAGCAUUUUUGCAAAAUGUGCUCUUUUAUUCUAUAUAUAUGACAAAGCAAUCGUCACUCAAAUAGCAAUGGGUUUUAAUAGAAGUGUUUCCAACAUUGGAAGUGUUUCAAACGACACAACUGAGGAUACAGAUGCCUUAUUUCAUAUUUCUGUGCUAGUUCCAGUGACCGUCCUUUGCAUGUCACUAUUUCUGCUGGGCAUCACAGGAAACCUCAUAACUAUAAUCAUGUUCAAGAGAUACAGAGACAUGAGGUCGACUGUCAACAUGUACCUUUCCAGCAUGGCGAUCUCUGAUAUUCUGAUUUUUCUAGGUCUGCCUUCUGACUUGUACAGAAUUUGGAAAUACAAACCAUAUAUAUUCGGGGAUUUUGUCUGCAAGUUUCUUGUUUACUUGAGUGAAAGCUGCACUUACUGUACAAUUCUGCACAUCACCACGGUUAGCAUAGAGAGGUAUAUUGCUAUAUGUUUUCCUUUGAAGGCAAAGAUUAUUAUCACCAAAAGAAGGGUGAAAAUUGUAAUUAUUCUUCUAUGGAUUUUUGCAUUACUCACAGCCGGGCCCAUUUUGUUUCUUUUUGGAGUGGAAAACCCUCCAGGAUUCCAAGCUGAAGAGACCAAGGAGUGUAAAUAUACAGAGCAGUCUGCACAAAAUGGUCUUCUGCAUGUAAUGGCAUGGGUGUCCACCAUAUAUUUCUUCCUACCCAUGUUUUUCUUGACAUUUCUUUACGGUCUAAUCUGCAGGAAGCUUUGGAGAACUAGGCAUGGAGCUAGGGGCCCACCAGCUGCAAAUAGAGGGAAGUACCACAAGGCUACAAUCAAAAUGUUAGCCGUUGUAGUGGUGUCUUUCAUGCUGUGUUGGUUGCCUUUCCACACUGGACGAAUCCUAUUUGCCCUGGCUGGGGUAGGAGAGCAUGUGUUCUUUGAAGUGACACAGUACUUUAAUCUCCUUUCUAUGGUGCUUUUUUAUCUGAGUGCAUCUAUAAAUCCCAUGCUGUACAACAUCAUGUCAAAGAAGUACAGGUCAGCAAUGAGGAGGAUGAUGUACCCAAAACGAGGUCAGCAGUCUGGAAGGACCCGGAGUGAUCAGUUCUCUCUCGAGGGCACAGAGCUCGGUCACAUAAACUUUCCAGACAGAGGAAACCCGCAACUGUUUAAAAAACCAUUAAAGUACAACGGAGAAUCAAUAAUGCUGUGUCAAAUGUAAAAGCUAUCUCUAUAACUAUACAUAAAAUGCAAUCAGAGAUCCUUCCCAAGUUCAUAAAUGGAUGGCUUCGUUCUUAUAAAGUAAUCAGAGUAAUAAACACAAGGAGGCCCGAUAAGGUGCCCCAGACAGCAGGAACACAACGGACAUUUAUAAGGGUGCUUUCAGACACCAUUUGCUAAACACUUAAACUAUUCCUUCCGUACGUAAGCGGCGUAUCUCGCAUGGACUUGCUGUAGUAAUUUUUCUGGUCCCGAAACAACUGCACUUGCGAAGACAGCCACUGAAAUUGCCGAAGGUACCCAAAGAUUCCCGAAUCGUUGAAGAUGGUGCCCGUGAGCUCCGCUGCUCUGACUCUGCAUCAAGGGGUAAUUAAAAAGGGGAACAGGGGGGGGGGGACUAUGGAGGGUAGGGGUUUUCAUAAGUUUGGGGGUUCCAGUGAAUGCAGAAACAGGGAAGCAUUCUGUAAAUGAUAAAUACAGCACUUAUGUACUAAUAUGAAGUUUUCGGUACCAAAGAAUAGGGAUAAGCCUAAGCCAUAAUAUGACAUUGUUUUUUCUGAAUACCGAAUACUCAAAAACAAUUUCCCAAACUGAAUCCAAACCCUAAUUUGCAUAUCCAGAUUUGGGUGAAAUACAAUUGCAUCAAUUGUCAACAAAAAUUGUAACAUAUAAUGGUCAAAAGCUGUAAAAUUAAAAGCAUUUUAGUGUUCGGUCAAAUGCCAAAUCAAAUGCUGGAUUCGGUGCAUAAUAAAUAUGGUUAUAUUCAGAAGCUGUAACAAUUUUUUUUUAGAAGGGCCUAUUUAUCAUGCUGUGUAAAAAGAGGAAUGAAACAUUACCGGUGAUGUU
Xenopus laevis (African clawed frog) is the source of this 2159-nucleotide messenger RNA. Its product is annotated as growth hormone secretagogue receptor type 1. Bases 181 to 1314 code for a protein of 377 amino acids. The transcript is spliced from 2 exons. The record is from RefSeq and is a predicted model, not a curated record. NCBI's taxonomy places the organism in Eukaryota, Metazoa, Chordata, Amphibia, Anura, Pipidae.